This is a messenger RNA of Nerophis lumbriciformis (worm pipefish), 2622 nucleotides long. The record is from RefSeq and is a predicted model, not a curated record. Lineage: Eukaryota; Metazoa; Chordata; Actinopteri; Syngnathiformes; Syngnathidae.
AUGUCGUGCAAUACCGACACCGUGGAGUGGAGCGAGCCAACUGGACAGGUUCGCUUUGUUAUCAUAAAUGAAUUGCCCGCUGGUAGCAUCGACUCUGCAGUGAUUCCAUCAAUCCAGAAUUUGCUGGUCAACAAUGGAGAGGCAGGAGAAGGCUUUUGUUGCGCCGAGUGUCUUGCUCUAUUUCAAGACCAGAGCGACACAUUCAAGGCCGGAGGGCUAUUUUUUAUCCUCGAUUUUCCCGCAAGCAUGGGCAUCCCUGAGAGAGCACUCUUCACACUGCCCAAUGGCCUAACAGUGGGCCGUUCCAGUAUUCCUGGCACAGGCGUUGGGGUCAUCAAUCACGGGCCCGAACUUGCUCCCGGAAUGCAUUUCGGACCAUUUGAAGGCGAAGAGACAAGCAUGGAGAACGCUAUCGCAAGUGAUUACUCCUGGGAGAUUUACAAAGAACAAGAUGCUUAUAAGUACAUUGAUGCCUCUACAGUGUCUCUGUCAAACUGGAUGAGGUACAUCAACCGUGCUCGCAACAGGGAUGAGAGCAACCUACUUGCAGUGCAGUACAAAGACAGUAUCCUGUACCACUGCUGUCGCAGCGUACAAGCUGGAGACGAACUGUUGGUAUGGCCCAGUGGCGAGCUGCUAGCCCAUUUCAGCAGUGCCUGGCUGCAAAUGUGGGUGACCAAGUUACAGACUGCAGCACAGAGGAUCUCCCCUCCUGAAUCCCAGCUCUUUGUGUGCAUCCACUGUCAGCUGACCUUCACCACCGAGACUUUCCUCCAACGACACGUCGACUGUUUCCACUCAAAUCAAGAGCUGGAAUCCCAUCCUAACGAAACCGUGGCAGAAAAUCCCGCUGCCGAUGCCGAGGUCUCUGCUCCUGCUCUGAUAUUACGUUCAGACGAUGCCGUCCCGACCACGGUCUGCUCUGACUGCAACAAGGUAUUUAAGCAGGCGUCACACCUAAAGCGGCACAAGCUGUCUGUACACGGCAACAGGCGCCCCUACUGCUGCCCGCUGUGCCAGCGUAGCUUCAGCCAGGCUUCGGGUUUUAUUCGACACCAGCUCGUUCACAGCAAGCCUAGCGGGACGAGCGAGAGGACAAAUGCAGCAGAAAACGGCGAGCAGGUCAGUGGCUCCCAAGAAGAGGCUUCCAACACGUUGGAUUUAACAACAACAGAGCAGCUGAGUGACGCCGUGAACGGGACUGCAAGUGCGCUAGGCGAACCUGAAGCAGAUGAGCAGCAGUACGUUUGUUCCGAGUGUGGGAAAAUAGCCCGCAACAAAGCGUCCCUCAAGAAGCACAAGACGCUGGUGCAUGACCGGCCUCAUCCGUACGUGUGCUCCCUGUGCAAGCGGUGCUUCGGUCAAUACAGCGACCUCACCCGCCACCUGCAGCGUCACCGCACAAGACGCAAAGGCCGCUCAGGAGCACGCAGUUUAUCUAGGUUGCCUGCUGAGAUGCCCUUUAGCUGUGCUGAAUGUUUGGUUGAGUUCUCCACUGUGGACCUCCUCCAGCUGCACGUCGAUUCCAGUCACCCCGAGGAGAGCCGAGAGGAGAACGACCCCGAUUUUGUCCCGCAACCUUCAGAAGCGGCCGAUGAAAUUCUUCCCUGUACGAGACCACGACGACACCUUGCUAAGUCCAAAAUUUUCACCGGUACCCAGCCCGUCACUCCCAAGCCAAAAGAGAGCCAGGACGGCAGCGAGGAGAUCACAAAGCGUAAAUUCUUCUGCUGCAACCACUGUAACCAGAGUUACGCCAACUCAGACGAGCUGCGAGCGCACAAAUGCAGUCAACAGCGCCACGUGUGCGCUACCUGCGGCAUGACUUUUGGCAAGUUGGUCUUCCUGCGCCGCCACCAGCAGACCAAGCAUCGUAGCGAACCGCCGUGCCGCUGCGAGCACUGUGGCAAGGACUUUAUCACAUCCACUGGCUUGGAACAGCACCGACGCACAAACACCUGCAGGAAGUAUUACUGUGACACAGAGGUCUUCCCUUGCACUCACUGUCAGUUCUCCUUUACCACCAAGAGCUUCCUGGCAAAGCACGUCCGCAGGCACCACCGACUAGAAGAGUACCUGGAUGACGUCCCAGUGGAUGAGCUGAAGGAGGAACAGGAUAAGGUGUUGAUGUGUCCCAAAUGCAACGGCGCCUUCACCAACACCAAAGCUUUUAAAAGCCACUCCUGCUUUCAAGAGGUGAAGGUGCUCUCCUUGUGUACUGACUGCGGCAAAGGCUUCAGUAACCCCUAUGGUCUCAAGCAGCACCAACGUACGCACACGGGUGAAAAGCCGUACGGCUGCCCGCAUUGCGCCAAGAGCUUUGCGCACUCGGGACAACUCAACGUGCACCUGCGCACGCACACGGGGGAGAAGCCGUACCUCUGCACACAUUGCGGGGAAAGCUUUCGCCAGUCGGGUGACUUAAAGCGGCACGAGCGCAAGCACACAGGCGUGCGGCCCCACCAGUGCGAAAUGUGCCCCAAGAGCUUUAGCCGCCCGCACAGCCUCAAGGCGCACCGCCUGCUGCAUAUGGGAGAGCGCAUGUUUACAUGCGGCGAAUGCGGGAAGAGCUUCUCCAGGAACUAUCAUCUGCGCAGGCACCACCAAAAGAUGCACACGUAA